Durotheca rogersii is the source of this 2508-nucleotide messenger RNA. RefSeq lists its product as uncharacterized. Lineage: Eukaryota; Fungi; Ascomycota; Sordariomycetes; Xylariales; Xylariaceae. The coding region runs from base 1 to 2508 and encodes 835 amino acids. The transcript is spliced from 2 exons. The record is from RefSeq and is a predicted model, not a curated record. Gene Ontology annotation, biological process: positive regulation of transcription by RNA polymerase II; SREBP signaling pathway. Gene Ontology annotation, molecular function: protein dimerization activity.
AUGCCCUUGACACAAUUUCCUUACCGCUCCCCGAAGAGCGAGGCGAGUCCGGACUCGGCCGGCCCCAUCUACAAAUCUUCGUCGAUAUCGUCCCCCGAAGACCAGUGCCCGUCGUCCAAGUUAAAUGGCCGCAAGCGGAAAUCCUCCGUCGAGGUAGACGACGAUGACGAUGACGAUCUCGAUUCCCACCAGCCGGUCAAGAAGACGGCCCACAACAUGAUCGAGAAGAGGUACCGCACCAACCUCAACGACAAGAUAGCCGCUCUGCGAGAUAGCGUGCCGAGUCUGCGCAUCAUGUCGAAGAGCGCGAGAGGUGAAGAUACGACAGAGGACAGGGAGGAACUACACGGCUUAACACCCGCGCACAAGCUAAACAAGGCAACGGUCCUAAGUAAAGCCACCGAGUAUAUCCGACACCUGGAGAAGAGGAACAUGCGGCUGAUUGACCAGAACUCGGCGAUGCAGCAGCGGAUAGCAGCCUUCGAGAAGUUGUUCAUGGCCGGUGCGAUGAAUGGUGCCGUGAGCCCGCUGCAGCAAGGUCCCCCGCCAACGCCUAUACAAUACACGACAGACGCCAACAGCUACGCGAACGUCAUGGGUGCACCAGGCCGACCCGAUCCGCAGGGCAUGAUUCAGGUGCCCGACGAAAUGAAACGUAUAUUGGCUGCCCAGAUGGCCACGAACCAGCCCUACCCCGUGCCGCCGCAACAGUACCGGGGAGCGAAUCCUAACCUUAUACGUCAACAGCAAAUACAACCGCAGCAUCACAUGCAGGCGAGAGGUUGGCAGAACGCAGGCCCUUACUUCGGCAAGCUGAUGGUCGGCUCGUUAGCAGGGUUGAUGCUUCUGGAGGCGGUGCGAGAGAGUGAGCAGAGCAACGAGACGCCCGAGGGUCGCGGCCUUUUCGCCCUCCCCGUACAUCUUCUCAGGCUGCUCACGUCGUCGACGAGCAUCAACCUGCUGGGAUACCACAUCCACGGCGCACAGGUAUUCUAUUCGCUCAAAAUCCUCCUGCUGCUCUGCUGUCUGUGGUGGGCGAUAAUCCCUUCGCUUAUGGAUCGUAAACCCUCGGCUGCGACACCGCCUAAACCACAACGGCCAGCUUCCCUAAACCCGGUGCCGUCCCUGGCAUCGCCCAUUCACGUCCGUCGCCAAGCCUGGCUCACAGCCAUCCAGACCGUCUGGGUCCCGCGUCACAAUUUCUUCCUCGAAGCCGCGGCGCUCGGCCUGAAGACGCUAAAAUUAAGCCUCAGGAAUCUCAUCGGCAUUACUGGGUACCAGUUGCUAACGGGCCUUACUGAGGACCAAGAAAUCGCUCGCGUCAAGGCCUGGACGAUAGCGCUAGACGCCCAGCUCGCGGGAGGCGAUAUCGAGAUCAGCAAGAGCCGGUUGACACUAACUCUCCUCGCGUCGGGGACGCUCCCCACCACCCCGUUGCGACUGAUGCUGAAGGCCCUCCAUAUCCGUGUCCUGCUGUGGGAAGUCGGUCUCUCCGACAUGCAGUUCGGCAUCCUGAACGCCUUCGCGUCGAAGCUGGCGAGGUCGUUGUGGGAAGAGGCGCAGCAGCUACAUCGAAUACUGGCACAGCUCCGCCGCAUCGGCCAGGAAGAUACCGAAGACGACCUGCCCGAUCAUCUAGCUGCCCUGCUCGAACAGGACUGCGACAUGGUUCUAAACCCGAGCAUCGUGCAGAGAGCCCACAACCUCGCCUGGAAUCGCCCGACCGACCACAACGUGAUCGGAAUCACCGAUGGUAUGGACACAGUGGUAGAGGACCUCGCAGUACGCUCGCCGAUGGACGCCGUCGCGGCGUGGUGGUCUAACAUGAUGCUGCAAGGCGCGCUGACGAACAGCCUGCUGAUUCCGGAGGAGAACGGCGCGGAGAUACGUAGGUCGAUCGAGAACGAUAUAUCGCUGGCCAUCCGGACGGCUCCGAUCGGUUGCAUCGCCCAAAACCGUGCCCUCGUCGCCCGCGCGCUGCUGUUCGAGGAGAAGCGCAACGUGAACAUCAUGUCAGCGCUGCAUGCUAUCGGCCCUGUGACAUCGGUCCUGUCGUCGAGCAACCGCUCGAGAAGAUCCUACGCCCGCGCCCCGUCGUCCUCCAACCCGACCAAGGUGGCCCCGUCUCUAUUCCUCACAACCAAGGAAAUGCGUACUUCGCUCCUGUGUGCGAUGGCCAUCGCACACCUCCAAAAAUUCUCCCCUCCCGAGGAACCGGUCGACAUCUACAGCGUGAUCGAGCAGAUCCAUCCCAUAAGCGACAUGGGACUGCUCGGCUACACCGCCACUUUCAAACUGAUGGAUCGCCUAGCCAAUCACGAAUUUGCCGCUGAAGCAUGUGCCGACACGCUCGAGCGGCUCGCGGGCACGUUGCGGAUCUGGACCGGCAAGGAGUGCGGGCUGGCGUCGGAAAUCAGGCAUAAGAUAGUGAAUCGAUGCUUGAUCGUCACCCGUGGCGUAGUGGGUAUGGGCCUUGACACGGAUACCGGCUACGGCAGUAGUGAGUAG